This is a messenger RNA of Pelobates fuscus (common spadefoot toad), 956 nucleotides long. Its product is annotated as protein kinase C delta type-like. Lineage: Eukaryota; Metazoa; Chordata; Amphibia; Anura; Pelobatidae. Gene Ontology annotation, molecular function: ATP binding; protein serine/threonine kinase activity. The record is from RefSeq and is a predicted model, not a curated record. Gene Ontology annotation, biological process: peptidyl-serine phosphorylation. The transcript is spliced from 8 exons. The coding region runs from base 1 to 954 and encodes 317 amino acids.
AUGAUCUGCGUGGGAGAGGGAGAGAAGGUCAUGCUAGCAACUCAUUUACCAACCAAGAAGUUGCUAGCUGUGAAGAUAAUUCAGAAGAGACCCCUGCUUCAUUAUUACAGCCAUAUAAUCCUCCGAGAGCGCAGAGUUUUGGAAGUGGCAGCUGGAAACAUCUUCCUGAACCAUUUGUACGCCACUUUUCAAACUAAGGACCAUCUUUAUUAUGCGCUGGAGUACUUGAGCGGUGGGGACCUUUUUGAUUAUCUCAUGGAGAAAGGACGGCCUGACCUCCCAACCACAACAUUCUUUGCAGCGCAGCUCGUGUGUGGCCUGCAGUUCCUGCAUUCAAACGGCAUUAUUCACCGUGAUUUAAAACCAGAAAAUAUCUUAAUGGACAGAGCAGGCCACCUGAAGAUCUGUGAUUUCGGGCUCGCGUUAGAUAAGAUGUGUGGUAAAACAGCAACGGGAGAAGCAGGUACACCAGGUUACAUCGCUCCUGAGAUGAAGAAUGGCGAGAGAUAUAAUGCUGCCGUAGAUUGGUGGGCGUUUGGAGUAAUUCUGUUCAAGAUGGCCACAGGAAUGUCUGCUUUCGAUCGUAACAACCAAUUAACACCUACAGGCCAACAAUUGCUUACGAAAUCGUCAUAUCACCACAAUUUCAUAAGCAAGGAGACAUGGGAUAUUCUAAAACAGCUCCUGUGCAUGUCACCAGCAGAGCGCUUGGGGGUAAACGGCCAUAUUCGUUCCCACCCGUUUUUUAGAUCUAUUGACUGGGUGGAGCUGGAGGCCGGCAGAUUAGGUGCCCCCUUACUACCUGCGCCCCUGCUGGACUGCCCUUUACCAUCUGGGACACAGGUGAAUCCCGUGUCUUCAUCAGAGGCCCACAAGACACCUAUUGGCUCUGAAGAUCAAAAAUUAUUUGACGGGUUCUCAUUUAUAAACCCUCAGUGGAACUCCUCACCCUAAUC